Messenger RNA from Prinia subflava (tawny-flanked prinia), 3058 nucleotides. RefSeq names its product arrestin domain containing 1 (gene ARRDC1). Gene Ontology annotation, molecular function: ubiquitin-like ligase-substrate adaptor activity; ubiquitin protein ligase binding. The coding region runs from base 103 to 1374 and encodes 423 amino acids. Gene Ontology annotation, cellular component: cytoplasm. The transcript has 8 exons. The record is from RefSeq and is a predicted model, not a curated record. Gene Ontology annotation, biological process: protein transport. Lineage: Eukaryota; Metazoa; Chordata; Aves; Passeriformes; Cisticolidae.
CGGGGCGGGGCCCGCCCGCCGGGGCAGGCACAGCGCGGGCCGCAGGUACCAGCGGAGCCGGCGAGCGGAGCGGAGGAGGAGAGCGGCCGGGCCGGCGCGGCCAUGGGGAAGGUGCAGCUCUUCGAGAUCCGCCUGGGCGACAGCCGCGUCGUCUACAGCCCCGGCGAGCCGCUGGCCGGCACCGUCACCGUGCGGCUCUCGGGCUCGCUGCAGUACCGAGCCAUCAAGGUGAGCUGCAUUGGAUCCUGUGGGGUGUCCAACAAGAUCAACGACACAGCAUGGACUGUGGAGGAGCAGUACUUCAACAGCACGCUGUCCCUGGCAGACAAAGGGGUCCUGACAGCUGGAGAGCACAACUUUCCCUUCCAGUUCCUGCUGCCAGCUUCUGCUCCUACAUCAUUUGAAGGCCCUUUUGGCAAGGUCCUGCAUCAGGUGAAAGCUGUGAUAGACACACCUCGCUUCUCCAAGGACUACAAAUGCAACAAGAUCUUCUACGUCCUCUGCCCUCUCAACCUGAACGACAUCCCUGACAUUGAGCAGCCCAACACUAUGUCCAUCACCAAGAAGUUCAACUACAAGCUUGUGAAAAGUGGCAACAUCAUCCUGACAGCCACGUCUGAUCUGAAGGGCUACAUCGUGGGCCAGGCCAUCCAGCUCCGCACAGACAUAGAGAACAAGUCUGGCCGGGACACCGGCGCCGUGGUGGCCAGUCUGCUCCAGAAAGUGGCCUAUAAAUCCAAGCGCUGGAUUUACGACCUAAGGACCAUCGCUGAGGUGGAGGGCUCAGGGGUGAAAGCCUGGAAACAUGCGGAAUGGAAGGAGCAGAUCCUGGUUCCAGCACUGCCCCAGUCCAUUCUGCAGGGCUGCAGCCUCAUCCACAUCGACUACUACAUCCAGGUUUCCCUCAAGUCUCCAGAGGUUUCUGUCACUCUCCCCAUCUACAUUGGAAACAUUGCUGUGAACAGGGUCCCGCUGAGCCCCUCCCGCUCCAUCCAGCACAUCCCAUCUGUGGUGGUCCCCAGUGCCCCCCCAGAGGAAGAGGAGGCUGCCAGUGGCUAUCACCCCAUGGACAACAUCUCCAUCCCCACCAAAAGCCAUUCCCAGCAGCAGCCCUUUAGCUACGCCCCAGGACUGAGCUUCCAGGAGAUCCGGGCGGACUCGGAGCAGACGGGCUCCCCAAACCACCCCACGCUCUGCCUGUCCACGGGAGCCACUGUCCCCUACUACGCUGAGGGGAACGUGGUGCCUGUCCCCACAGCCAGCUCCCUCAUCCUGCCCCCGGAGUACAGCACGUGGGGAUACCCCUACGAGGCACCUCCAUCCUACGAGCAGAGCUGCAGCAGUGCCAACUCCAGCAUCAGCAAUGGCAAUUAGCCCUCCCCUGCUCCGACCCUGCUGGCGCUGCCCACCCUGGCACCGCGGGGCACCCGCCUGUGGCAAAGUCUGGUACAGCACAAGGCGUCUUCUUGUCUCUCUGGCUGCUUUGGGGAGGGAACUGCCACAUCCCAGCCUGGGCUUUUUAAGUCUCUUUCUAGGGAGGGGGUAAAAAAAACCAAAAAGGGCAGCCAGAGCAGCCUGCAUGCGUGUAGGAGAGGUCUGGGAAACAGAACUGUCUCCUGCUGCUGCACCAAGUGCUGGAGAGCUGGAUGUGCCCCUGGGAAACCCUGGGCAGCAGCCUGUUCAGUACUGUAGUCAACACUAACUGCUUUACUAUCAAAGCACCUGCAAUGCCUUAUCUGAAACGCUCCUGACUUGGCACGGCUCCACUCUAGGGGAAGGCUGGGCUGUGUGGACUUUCUCUCCUCUUUUAGGGGCUGUGUGCUCUCCACAAAUGCUUUUGACAGCCCUUUCCUCCUUGUCCUCAGAGGUCCUAAGGGUAGCAGGAGGUUUCUUGGAGUAAGCAGGUUCGGAAGGUCAGGGACUUUUGAAAAGCCAAAAGCACAAGCCCUCGCUGUGGCUGAGCUGUGGGGGGAGUGACUGGCAGCAUGAGUGGCCAUGGGCACAGGGGGGGCUCGUGGGGACACUUGCUGACAAGCCCUGGUGAGCUCUGGGGAAGAUCCUGGUGUUCCACGGGUGCCCUUUUCCAGCACAGGUGGCUUUUCCCCACAGAGCCCUGUGGGACACAGCCCACCCUUGCCCAGUGGCUGGGCCCUGGCACACAGGAGAACAGCAGUGGUCACUCUGUGAGCAGAGGGACCACGCUCCAUGUCCCAUCUCCUGCCCCUGCAGGGUGCCCUCUCCUCCCAGGCCGGGGUUCCGUGACCAUCAAUCACAAAAGUCUGUCUGAUUCUACCUCUGAGUCUGCCCAGGGGCCCUGGUACCCUCUGGAACCCUCCAUGGGGCUCUCCCUGGCAGUGGCUGUCCCUGCCCAGGCUCCCACGAGGGUGCUGGGCCAGGGGCCUGUUGUGGCACUGGUUUGCUGUGUGUCCCCUGAGCCUGAGCAGAAUGUGACAAUGAACACAAACCGUGUGGGAGCUGCUGCUCUCCUCUGCAGUCUCCGCUGCACCUGGCAGUCGGGGGAACAAGCUGGGUUUUCUUGCAAAUUUUCUUUUUGCGCUUUUUUCCCCACACACACCUUGUUUAGCUUGUUUAGCAUUGACUGCCCAAGCUGAGGAAACCACAAGCCUCAGAGCCACAGGUGCCCAGCCAGGCUGGAGUUGUGGCCUCCAGACCUUUGGCACCUCAGAGCUGGUCCCCACACGGCCCCAGGCUGGGCAGGCAAUACCUGACAGACCUUUAGGAGCAUUUCCAGCUGCUGUCUCAUUGCUCAGCCACCUCUGCACACCCCUCAGGCAGCUGGGACAGGCCCUGCUUUGCACUCUUUCUUUGCAAAUGCUUUUUUAUUUUAUUUUUUUUAAGCAUUGAACUGCUUUAAGGGUAGCGUAGCGAAGGUGCCGUUCUGAGCAGUGCUGGCACAACAUGCACCGAUGCUGAUAGAGUGAUUGUCAUUGUCCCUGAAUAUAUAUAUAUAUAUAUAUAUGAGAUGAAGUUGUUUUUAAUGAUUGAAUUCAGAAAUACAAAUUUUAAUGCUGUAUUUAAUAAAUUAUUCUACGAGAAA